Messenger RNA from Osmia bicornis bicornis, 1909 nucleotides. RefSeq lists its product as uncharacterized. Lineage: Eukaryota; Metazoa; Arthropoda; Insecta; Hymenoptera; Megachilidae. Bases 129 to 1703 code for a protein of 524 amino acids. The transcript has 10 exons. The record is from RefSeq and is a predicted model, not a curated record.
UGUAAAGCUGACGCAUCAACAGUUUUAAUCGAACCUGUGAAAGAAGUGUCGUAUUUUUCUUUAAGAUCGUUAUAUUUUGUUUUAAGUCAGUGUUUCUGUUAAGGAUUGUACUGGAAUAGUUACUAGUAAUGGAAGAAACACGUCAGCAGGCACUAUUCAGAGAACCAUCGGAAAUAUCAUUGGGAGCUCCAAACGGUGUACCUUUUGAUGACGAUACUAAAGAAAUGCUGAGGAAAUGCAUCGACGUGUCGAUACCGGCACCAACGAGCCUGCCACAAAUCAUCAAACAAAGCGAAGUUUUUCCUCUCAAAUUUCCAAUUGACACGAUGAGAUGUUCCGCUUUGAGAAAUAGAGGAGUUAACACGGAUAUCCUUGAGAUGAACGCGAAUUCCGUUUAUCCCUUAAUACAUAAAGCGAUGUUACCAUUACUUGCUCGAUGGUUAAAACACAAACGAAAGUAUGGAAGUAUUAUAGAGAGAGCGAUGUAUCAGGAUAUGGGAUUAGUAGAGUUUAUUCAGAGGCUAUUAGAUAAACGAGCCGUGUAUUUCUUCGGAGCGAAGGAUCGAUGGAAAUUGAUCGAUGGUAAGACAGGCGUAGGGAGGUGGGAGAACGUUGGUACGGACCAUGAAAAAGACCCUUUGGUGCUAUCGAAAUGUUUGUCAUACGAUGAAAUUAAACUAUCCGCAAUGAUGACGAUGUCUUCUCACACUGAAUUCAUAAAUAACGGCUCUCGAAAGAAUAAAGGCGUCUUGACCACCGAUCCUGAUUCUAUAGAGCCGAGAGGAGUGAUUAUAGGUGUCGUGGGAUCAAGACUUGUAAAACCAGGCGUAAUGGAAUGCCAAGACAUACUUAUUACUCCUUCACAAAACACUGUGGAUAAUGGGUAUGGACCCUCAGCAACGAUAAAUUCGGAAAAGGUGCAUGAUUUGAGGGUUACAUGGGCAAAUUUUUACGGUGAAAAGUAUCAUCCACUCUAUGAGGAAACUGUAAAGCGGGUUACAUCGAAAGACAAUAAAAGAUACCUUUCUUUGGCCAAUCAGAGUAUUUUUGACAUCGAGAAUUACAUGAAAAGGACUCUAGUAACAGUGGAGAUUAUACUUUUCGAAACAAAUAAUCGAGCUGAAAAACAAAACAUGAAAGCAUUUUUGCACGUUGUAGGCUUUGGUCUUGGUGUGUGGAAAAUACUCCCAGAUCAAGAAAAAUACUUUCUAAAGACGUUCGAAAUCGCCAUAAAAAAGAUGAACAAAAAACUCAGAUAUGUAUCCGAUAUAAUGUUCUCGUAUUUCCAUGAAACGAAAUGUGGUGAUGCAGGAAACGGCGACUACCUCGGAAAUAUAAGGAUUCACUUUGCUAAGAGAGAACCUCACAGCAAAUUGUCAGAAGCAACGGAUGCUAAGAAGCUUCUCGUAGUAACAUAUGCUUGGGAUGGAAAUACGCUACCAGGAAAUGAAUUCUGGAAAGGAUAUUUAGCAUCGAGCGGUGAUCCUGCGGCAGCUUGCAGUACUCAGAUCACAGAAUUGCACACUGUCAGAAUAAAUCCCCGAGCUUGUGGCGCCAGUUUGCAUGUCGCGUCGACUAAGCAUGGUAUCUUGCACAUAUCUGAUUAUGCGAAGUUGCAUCUUGAUGAGACGGAGACGAAGGCCUGUUCGACAGACAGUCCACGAAAGAGACAUAAAGGAGAAGAGGCACACGGAAGUACUUAGUGCACACCAAUAAACUAGAUUCUUCUAGAUGGAGCGCGUUACUAUGUAAGAUGCUGAUUAUGGUAUUUGUGAAACACGCCCAAGAUGUAAUCGCAUCAACUAUUUAAAGAUUACGCCUUCUUAUGACAAAUACUUCUACCAUAUACAUGUAUAUUUUCGUACAUUGAAAUUUUAUUCAUUAUUGUAAUAAACUUUGUUUUAAUUUA